Molecule: messenger RNA, 575 nt
Organism: Chara braunii
Lineage: Eukaryota; Viridiplantae; Streptophyta; Charophyceae; Charales; Characeae
Source: the annotation of a GenBank genome assembly
GUCCUUAGAUUGAGUCAGUAGGUUUGUCAGUCAGGGGGUAGAGUUUAAGUGGUGAGGAGUGGAACCGUUGUCCGGUUGUGCACCCGACACCAUGGUUGAGACACGUUCUGGUAAGAGCACUGCCCCACAGUCCGAGGCCGAACAGGCCCGGAUCGUCGCCAUCCUGAGAGAGAGAAAAGAGAAGAAAGAGCUCCUCAAGCAGGCGAAGUUGAAGGCGAUAGCGGAGGAGCAGGUGGCGAAGAAGAAGAAGUUAGAAGAGGAGAUGAUGAGGUUACAGAAGGAGAAGAUGUUGAAGUUACAGCAGGAGGAGAAAGAGAAGAGGAAGGCUGCCAAAGAAGAAGCAGCAGCAGAGGAGGAGGAGGUAGAAGAAGAAGAAGAACCCCUUGAAAGGAGGUGUGGGGGAGAUAGAGGAGAGACAAGUGGCACGAAGGGGGAGGACACAUGGAUGGAGAAGAAAAUUAGCGAGUGGGUAGCUAACUUAUCGUUGGGCGAAGACGAAGACGCACUGCUCUACGUGCCGCAGGAGGAAAGAUAAAUGGAGAAGAAAAUUAGCGAGUGGGUAACUAACUUAUCGU